Cyphomyrmex costatus is the source of this 1001-nucleotide messenger RNA. RefSeq names its product protein HP-20 homolog. The record is from RefSeq and is a predicted model, not a curated record. Lineage: Eukaryota; Metazoa; Arthropoda; Insecta; Hymenoptera; Formicidae. The transcript is spliced from 2 exons. The coding region runs from base 118 to 396 and encodes 92 amino acids.
AAUAUUUAAUUCGUGAUAUUAUUGAUGCACAGAUAAUGGACCCGCCCGGACCCCCAGGACCUGCUGGUAUUCCUGGACUGCAGGGCCCACCCGGAAUCAAGGGUGACAGAGGACACGAUGGCACCAAAAGGCGAUCCUGGAGAAAAGGGUGCCAAAGGGGAUCCUGGUCCGAUGGGACUGCCCGACGCCCGUACGUAUUUUCUCUCCAGAUUACACGCAGCAUGCACUCAAACACACGCACACAUGUGUAGCCUUAAGCGCGCUCUAAAAAGAAAUGCGGAUACAGGACGCACAAAGGCAGAUAGAACGCAGACGGGACCCCCCGAACGUUCUCGGAAAAAAAAACUGUCCUGUGUCCUUUGGUUUUUCUGCAAAAAAAUCUGCAAGAUAUAUUGAUGAAGGGGAAAAAGGGAGAAAGAAACAGAAGGGAAUAAAAAUUAAGACUCCCGAUCAGACUACCCUUUUGCGGUAGAAGUUAAAGUAUAAAUAUAAAAACAAAAUUCAUAUCGAGGUACAGGUAUCGCGUUAAAAAUUUUUCCUGAUUACUCGUUGCUGGCGUCAGGAUAGCUUCAUCAGGAACAUCGAUAACGUCUCUCAUCAUCCAACACUGCUCGAUCAGGACGCGAACGUUGAUAAAAACGUUGAUUGACAAUUAAAUUCGCUAAAAGCGGCUUCUCGCGCAGAGUACAGCUGGAUGCGUUCUAAAUCAUCAUCGCUUGCAUAAAGCUUGCAUAAAGAAGCAGCAGCAGUCGAGGCGUGGCAGCGAAAGAGGGAGAACGGUGGACAAGUGUAUUUUGGCUCCCUUUUAUAUUCGGCAAGCACCUUUUACGAGAAUCGUGGGAAAUGUCGGUGAUAUCGCGCGUGAGCAUCGGUCGCGAGAAAAUUUCAUGUUCGCCGAACAGUAGUAAAACCGUUUAGUACAGUAAAAUUAGACAUAAAAAAGGAGUUAUCUCGGAAAGUGAAGCGUAAUUCACACACGGCCUUGUGUGUGAAUACGGACA